Molecule: messenger RNA, 810 nt
Organism: Arachis ipaensis
Lineage: Eukaryota; Viridiplantae; Streptophyta; Magnoliopsida; Fabales; Fabaceae
Source: RefSeq, a predicted model, not a curated record
UUUUUUUGGGACUUGAUAACUAUGGAUUAAAUACAUGAAGCGGGAAUCUGGGUAACGAAGCGGCCCGUAACCCGUUGGAGAGAAGACUAGAAGAGUGGUCCAGUCAGGGAUGGAGAAGGGCAGGGGAACGGUUGCCAACACGUAUUUAUUUCAUUUACUCACUCGGUCCUAACAAGUAAGGAGAGAAAGAUGUACUAUCUACUGAAGACAGAGGCGUCUGAGUGGUCGUGGGAGGACCAAGCAGCCAACGGAGGCAUAACCAAGUGGGAUGGAGUCAAGAACAGGCAGGCCCAGAACUACCUCAAGUCCAUGUCCCUCCACGAUCUCUGCUUCUUCUACCACUCCGGCAACAAGGCCCGCCGCAUCGUCGGAGUUGUCACAGUGGUGCGCCAGUGGUACCAAGAGGGGGACGCCGGGGGUGCUGUCGACGUCAAGGCGGUGGGAGAGAUGCGGAGGCCGGUGGACCUAAAGGAGAUCAAAGGGGAUCCUGAGAUGAAGGGCUUCGCUCUCUUCAGGCAGCCUAGGCUCUCAGUUGUGCCCGUGCCGGACCACAUCUGGAACAAAAUCUGUGCUCUCGGAGGCGGCUACGAAGGUGACGCUCACGCUGCUACCACAUCCUCUGCGUCACCGAUUUGAUUUUUACUUUGUAAAUUGUAACUUCCAUCGCUGUUCCUAACUUCUGCUUUUUUUUUUGGACAGUCAACUUCUUUCGUCUCCCAGUUGUUUUUGUUUUUUUCAAAUUGUGGGUUGUUGAAUAUGGCUUGCCUAGCAUCAAAACUUUAUUGGGCCUGCGCAUGGUGCUUUUCCCUC